AUGCAGUGUCUAAGCACAGUUACCUACGCUUAUCUGGUGAACGGCUCGGCACAAGAUCAUGUAAGGCCAAGUAGAGGCUUGAGACAAGGGGACCCGCUAUCACCCUACAUUUUCAUUCUUUGUAGUGAGGUUCUAUCUGGACUAUGUAACAAGGCCCAACGGAUUGGAAAAUUAUCUGGAAUACGUGUUGCAACGAGAAGUCCAAGAGUAAACCACCUCCUCUUUGCAGAUGAUACGAUGUUCUUCUGUAGAUCAGAUCCCCAGAGCUGCCACGAACUCAUGAAGAUCAUACACAAAUAUGAGCAAGCGUCGGGACAGAUGAUAAACAAAGAUAAGUCAGCGAUAACCUUCUCCUCCAAAACAAACAAUCAUGCAAAAGAAAGGGCAAAAGUGAUACUCGGAAUUCAAAAGGAGGGAGGGCUAGGCAAGUAUCUUGGGCUACCUGAACAUUUUGACAGGAAGAAGAAGGAUUUGUUCAGCAUGAUUGUGGAUAGAAUCAGACAGAAAGCUCGGAGCUGGUCAUCUAAACAACUAUCGCAAGUAGGAAGAAUGGUUAUGCUAAAAUUAGUCCUCGCGGCCAUGCCCACCUACACAAUGACGUGCUUCAAACUACCCGUCUCGAUGUAUAAACGGAUGCAAUCUGCUUUGACAAGAUUUUGGUGGGAUGGAAAUCAGGAAAACAAGAAAAUGUGCUGGAUCUCAUGGAAGAAAAUGGUGGAAUCAAAACGAGAUGGUGGGUUAGGGUUCAGAGACUUACAAAACUUUAACGAUACUCUUCUAGCCAAGUUGAGCUGGCGAGUUCUCAACCAGCCGAAUUGCCUCCUCGCAAGAGUUCUCCUCAACAAGUACUGCCAUGAAACCACUUUCCUUGACUGUGAUGUUUCCACCACGGCCUCGCAUGGGUGGAGGGGAAUCUGCAUAGGACGAGAUCUCCUAAAGCCAAACCUCGGAAUGACCAUUGGAGAUGGAACAACAACGAGGAUAUGGACUGACCCGUGGCUGUCGCUGGACGAGCAAAGCAGACCAAUGGGACCACACCCGCAACAUGCCGAGGAGACGAAGGUGGAGAGUCUACUAUCACCUACAACGGGAGAGUGGGACAGAGAAAAAAUCAGAGCAAUCCUACCUUCGCAUGAGAAACAAAUACUUGAGCUAAGGACAAGUAAAUUAGGCGGCACAGACAAGCUAAUUUGGUUGCAUACAGAAGAUGGAAACUACACAGCAAAGUCUGGAUACUACGAAAGGCUCAAAACUGAUAAUGAACUAAUCAUGACCGGGGAACAAGAGGAAGGUGAGGAACAACAGGAGGAACAACAACUACAAAACCCAGAAGAUUUCAAGUAG
Molecule: messenger RNA, 1344 nt
Organism: Microthlaspi erraticum
Lineage: Eukaryota; Viridiplantae; Streptophyta; Magnoliopsida; Brassicales; Brassicaceae
Source: the annotation of a GenBank genome assembly